This is a messenger RNA of Lampris incognitus (smalleye Pacific opah), 2598 nucleotides long. RefSeq names its product N-acetylneuraminate pyruvate lyase (dihydrodipicolinate synthase) (gene npl). Gene Ontology annotation, biological process: N-acetylneuraminate catabolic process. The record is from RefSeq and is a predicted model, not a curated record. Lineage: Eukaryota; Metazoa; Chordata; Actinopteri; Lampriformes; Lampridae. Gene Ontology annotation, molecular function: 4-hydroxy-tetrahydrodipicolinate synthase activity; N-acetylneuraminate lyase activity. Bases 108 to 1031 code for a protein of 307 amino acids. The transcript has 12 exons.
ACUGAAGAAAACCGAUGCAGCCAGUGACCACCAACAGAAUUCAACUUGAUAUCCAAAUUAUAUAGAAAGCGUGUUUGUUUUUUUCUUCUAAAAAUCUAAUAAUAGUCAUGGCUCCUGCUGUUGGUAAAAAGCUGACGGGACUUGUUGCAGCAACCUUUACUCCAUUAACUCCUCAGGGUGACAUUAACAUAUCAGAGAUUGGCCCUUAUGUUGACUACCUGACAAAGAAGCAAGCUGUAAAUAACAUAUUUGUGAAUGGCACCACUGGAGAGAGCAUGUCUCUCAGUGUGGAGGAGAGGAAGACGCUGGCAGAGGAGUGGUGUCAGAAUGCCAGGGGCAAAAUGGAGCAAGUCAUCGUGCAUGUAGGCUGCAUGAGUCUCAAAGAUUCCCAAGAACUGGCCUGCCAUGCAGCAAAAGUAGGGGCUGAUGGAAUAGCAGUUAUUGCCCCAUCCUUCUUCAAACCUAGAACUGUCGAUGCUCUACUGAAAUUCCUCCAGCAAGUGGCUUCAGCUGCUCCAACUCUGCCCUUUUACUAUUAUCACAUUCCAGCUGUGACCGGUGUUGAUUUGAAAGCUAGAGAUAUCCUCGAGGGUAUUGACAAGCUCAUCCCCUCUUUCAUGGGUGUGAAGUUCAGUGGGCGUGACCUGAUGGACUUUGGCCAAUGGGUCCACUGCAGUCGACCUCAGUGGUCUCUCCUCUACGGCGUGGAUGAGCAAAUGCUAGCAGGUCUGGCUAUGGGAGCCAAUGGAGCAGUUGGCAGCACAUAUAACUAUGUUGGAAGCCAGAUCAACCAGCUCAUGUUGGCAUUUGAGCAAGGGGACCUCGACCGUGCUAGGACAAUACAGUUCAAGCUGCAGGAGCUUCUCUCUUAUGCAAUGGAGCUUGGUUUUGAUUUAGGAGUGAACAAGCAGCUGAUGAGUGACGUGUCAGGAUUGUGUCUGGGCCCCCCUCGCCUCCCUCUCCUGCCUUGCCCCCCUGCUACCGCUCACGCCGUUGCAGAGAAAUACCGCAGUGUUUUCUCUAAACAGUGACAUCUUAUGCACACACUCCACCUGCUGCCCAGCUCAGUGCUGUUGCUCUCAUUGUAGAGUUCAAUUGACUGUAGUCACCAUGCAACGGAUUCAGUUGAGUUUUGCAACGGGGGGGAAACAAAACAACAACAAAAAACCUUAGAGGACCAGCAUUAGGUUGGUCUAUAAAUAUAAACUAAUGGUUGUAGUGUCAGGUUUCUGUAGAGAAAGCCACAGAAAGUGUUGUCACCUUUGAACGGCUCCUGUAAGUAAGAUGCUCUGCACUGAACACAGGAGGGGAAAUGCACGUAUGUAACCCAUAGUUAGCGGUAUGAAUAGUAGAUUCAAGGCAUGAAAGCAAUCAGUGGCGGCUGGUUCCAAAAAAUGUUUUUUUUGGGGGGGGGGGGCGUAAUUUACCUUGGUGCAGCACACCUGACAGCUGCUUUAAUGUCCACACAGUCACAGAGUUAUUAAGAAGGACAAUGGAGCCUAUAGAUUUUAUCAGGGUUCGUAGAUGGUGGAUGAUUGACAGUCGAGACGAGGCGUCGUGGUGGGUGUGAACAUGAUUGAUAGCCAUGAGAACUGUCCAAUCACAUUAGAUCAAAAAACAUUACCACAACACCAAUUCGCUGCCAAUAAAAGUGGGAGUGUCUGGGGCGCACAGAACUGCGCCCCCAUGGUAAAUCUGAUGAACCCAAUCAGACAGCAGCUUCAGGUCACCUGCUCGCCAAAAGUUUGAGGGCUUACAUAAGGUAUCGUUUGGCCGGCGCCCCUCACCCAGGAAGUAUAUGUAUUCAGACAGAAAUCAACCAAACACCACUUGGAACCAAUAUUUAAUGGCUGCUGACAGGCGCUCACAGACUGAAAAACACUUUUAUUGCAUAAUUAUUUGCAUUAUACAACUAAAUUAUAUUUAACAUGUUUUAAGAAGAUUUUCGUCUCUUGAUAUUUGAAGGGGGCGACGCCCCGGCACCCUGUACUGGCCAGCCGCCACUGGAAACGAUCACAAAACAAUUCAGGAAAUCUGCUUUAAGAUUUUUAAAAAUUGGGUUUUUUAUACAGAUGUCGAAGGACCACAAAUAGAAACUAGACACUGUGCCUUGUAAAUGGACAUGAAUGAGUGUAUUUGAACAGGGGGAAGUGAUUAAUGGUGAAUGGGGGUAAAUUGUGCCUGUCCACUUGGAUGGGUGGCUCAGAAUAGGUAGCGUCUCGUCGUUUCAACAAGUAUUCUUCACUGAUAUUUUCCCGACAAGGUUUAAUCUGUGCCUGUAGUGAGGACAUAAGCUGUUUCUCUGUGUAUUACAGGGAUUUUACACUCCUGCAUUUUUUAAAACAUUAUUUGUUUUCUAACUUUCACUGUCCAGGGAAAUCAAACUUUAAACAUUUUUAAAGUUCAAAAUAGUCAUCGUUUUUUAGCCAGCUGUUACCUUGAAAUGAUCGUCUGUGUAAAACCAUGUUUUGUGUGAGUCUAAGUAGUGUUACGUAUUUUUGUACAACGGUAAAAGGGAAGUGCAUUACAAACGGAUCAAUCAAGCGGAUCAGCUCUGAUCAAUGCCGAUUUCUAACAAAUAAACUCACUGAGUUACUC